AAAAAGACACUGCGAUUCUUUGAGUUAUAAUAGAGGCAUCUUUUAAUUAGAUUUCUUGUAUCAGACUCAGACAGACUUGUUCCUUCUUUUCUUUUUUGGAUCAAAGUCAGACUUGUUCAAGAACUAAACGUUCUUUGAUAAAAAAAAAAUGGUGAGUGUUGUGGGAGAGAUGUUUUGUAAUCCGUACACGACGGAGCUGGUGGUGAGAAGGCGGCGUGAGAGCCUGAAAACGGAUCGUUACGACGUUUUCGAUCACUCCGACAAUCUCAUAUUCACCGUCGACGGUGGUAUUUGGAACAUCCGCCGUAAACGUGUACUCCGUGACGCCACGGGAGUUCCUGUUCUCUCCAUGCGCACCAAGGGAGUUGUAACAAUGAGAUACAAGUGGGAAGUAUACAAAGGAGAAAGCACAGAAUCUGAAGAUCUUCUUUUCUCAGCAAGGGAACCAAAUCUAUUAUCCUUCAAAACAUCACUCGAUGUCACUCUACCGCCAAACAAGAGUUCAACAGACGUCACUAGUAUCGAGCCAGAUUUUCGAACAUUGGGUCGGUAUAUCGGAUCUUCUUUCAAACUAUUUGAGCCAAUUCACAAUACUCUUCUUGCUGAGGUGGUUCAUGAUUUCACAUGGGGAGGACUUAUAAGAGGGAGUUACUGCUUCAAAGUGAGAGUCAAUCCAUAUGUAGAUUUCGCACUCGUCGUGGCUUUACUUGUAAUCACAGAUGAUACUUCUAAUCUACGUUAGACAAAGAAUUCUACUACUGAUGAUGUCAGCGGGUUACAGUAAUACCUACAUAUUGUUCAAAAGUUAGACAAAUGGAUUGUAAUAGACAUAUAUAUACAUCAGUAUUGUGGAUAACAUUUGAAGACUAAUAUGGUCAUGGGACAUUAUCAUAAAGACACAUCUAGUUCAA
Capsella rubella is the source of this 911-nucleotide messenger RNA. RefSeq names its product protein LURP-one-related 9. The coding region runs from base 149 to 742 and encodes 197 amino acids. The transcript has 3 exons. The record is from RefSeq and is a predicted model, not a curated record. Lineage: Eukaryota; Viridiplantae; Streptophyta; Magnoliopsida; Brassicales; Brassicaceae.